This is a messenger RNA of Laccaria bicolor S238N-H82, 1587 nucleotides long. RefSeq lists its product as uncharacterized. The coding region runs from base 1 to 1587 and encodes 528 amino acids. The record is from RefSeq and is a predicted model, not a curated record. NCBI's taxonomy places the organism in Eukaryota, Fungi, Basidiomycota, Agaricomycetes, Agaricales, Hydnangiaceae. Gene Ontology annotation, molecular function: protein binding. The transcript has 3 exons.
AUGAGGGGAAAUACCCAAGCACGCGGCACUGCCAUUACACGAUCGGGAUCGUUCUCACUGUCAACUUCUACCUCUUUGUUCAUAUCCUGGCCUACACAAGCUCCUGGUGGUAUUCAAAAGACCAACUGUCUGUACCGGGUAGUUGAAGGAAUCGCCACAGUCAAGAAUCACAUCGGCCGCUGUGAUUGCAAAGCAGGCUUUGAUAGCUGGCUUGAAAAAUUUCCAGCCAUGUCUCCCUCGCCACUAUCAUUUCCACAGGAGGUGAUCGACAAAAUCGUCGAUGAGCUCGAGCCUGAGGAUGACCUACCAAGUUUGUUGAAUUGCUCCCUCACUAGCAGGUCAUUUCUUGCAGCCAGUCGCAGAGUCGUCUUCAACCAGGUCACCCUUGGCACGGACGGUGACGCUGAACGGGGGUCGAAAGAUUGUCGUGGUUUGUAUGCCAUCGUCUCUGCCAACCCUUGGCUUGGAUCGUGUAUCAAGAGAAUUAUUAUCGAAGAAUCGCUAUUUUCUAGUCCAGAUUCAGAAAAGGGUACCAGAGUUGGAUGGGUAUCACGCGAAGAAACACUCCCGUUGCUCUUGCCGCUCCUGGUGUCUCUUAAACUUUUAGCCAUCAGAGCAGACGAGCAUCGCCACAAGCUAGACUGGUCCACCCUCCCGCCCAGACUCGCAGCUGCACUUUCUCAAAUAUUCUUGCUUCCCAGCCUGGUCAAGAUCGAGUUUGUUGAGUUGACCAACUUCCCGUAUGAGGUCGUUACCUCUUCAAGAUAUCUCAAAGGGUUGUCCCUCUGGGGUACACUUUUGAAGGCCUCACGUCGCUUCCUUGAGAUCGCACAGCCUCGGGUCCGGAGCCAGCUAGAGUUCUUGGACAUCACCAACUCUGCUCUUGUUAUUCCUGACCUGAUCAGAUACCUCGACUUAUCUUGUCUGAAAAUGUUACGCAUCGGGUUCACCUGUCCAGCCGAUUGCUUUCUUUGGUCAAAACUCGCGGACUGUACAUCACGGUCACUUGAAGAAUUGGACAUCAUCCAGAUGUAUCCGGCUAAUGAGCAAUUUCGCAUUCCCCAUGAACUCCUAGACUUCCGCCCGUUCCCGGAUCUUCGAGUAUUUUCUCUCGACAUAGCCUUCUAUGCCUGUGAAAGCUUCCCUAACCUCAAUGUUCUACCAAUCCUGAUCGAUCAAUUGCGAAAAAUUACCUCCGAUAACAAUCUCGAGGAGUUCAGGUUGCUCGCGGACUACAGUCCGCCUCCUAACGAUAUACAUGUUGUCGAUGAUGACUGGCUUCCCCGUUUUUGCCGCCUUCCAUUUUGGCAAGAGUUGGAUUCAAUCUUAACGCAUCCUCGCUUCUCGAAGUUAAGGAGGGUGGAUGUUUCAUUCAAAAGGACUGACGAAACGGAGUCGACGUCGUCGGAGUUUGAACUGCAGAUGUCUGAUGAACCUGACCCACAGGUGGAUGGUGGCUCUGACCUCCAAGCGGAUACCGAACCUGAAUGUGACCUUGAAGCGGGGCUCCACGAUUUACGAAAGCAGAUACCUGGGUUGGUUAACAAGAAAAUCGUUUUCUUUGAGUUUAUGGAGUACGUCGCCUAG